Molecule: messenger RNA, 1463 nt
Organism: Saccoglossus kowalevskii
Lineage: Eukaryota; Metazoa; Hemichordata; Enteropneusta; Harrimaniidae
Biological process (GO): sarcomere organization; muscle contraction; regulation of muscle contraction
Cellular component (GO): troponin complex
Molecular function (GO): tropomyosin binding
Source: RefSeq, a predicted model, not a curated record
CUGCUUUCGAACGCCCACUCAGAUCAGCUGUUCACAUAUCGCACAUAGAUACGAACAUUACUGCUUUGGAGAAAGUGAAAUUUUUGCACACGGCACAGUGUGGAUAGAUUACUUGUCGAGUUAUCCUCUUCACUGUCCCAUCUCUUGGCGAUCUGCAUCUGCCUGUUUCUCUAUUCUCCAUUCCAACACAUUUCUGAAAUUUAAUCAGCAUGGCAGACGAAGCAGACGAACGCGCCCGCCGCCGUGAAGAACGCAGGAGAAGAAGAGAAGCCGAAAAGGCUGGUGAAGCUCCCGCUGAGGAAGGAGAUGAAGCCCCUGAAGAAGCUCCAGCUGAGGAAGCACCCGCUGAAGAGGCCCCAGCUGAAGAACCAGCUGCUGAAGAGGCCCCAGCUGAAGAAGCACCUGCCGAAGAGGCCCCAGCUGAGGAAGCCCCUGCCGAAGAGGCCCCAGCUGAGGAAGCCCCUGUUGAAGAGACCCCAGCUGAAGAACCCCCUGCCGAAGAGGCCCCAGCUGAGGAAGAGCCAGCAGAAGUGCCAGCACCUGAGCCAGAACCUGUGGCUGAACCUGAACCAACGCCUCCACCACCAGAAGAGAAGAAACAAGAAAAGAAACCCCAACCUGUGCCUGAGAUUGCCCCAGUGGUGAGACAGGAAACAGAUGCAGAACGAGAGAUGAGGGAAAUGCAGGAAAAGAGAAAGCAAGAACAAGAUGUAAUGUUGGCAGAGGCCAUUGAACAACUACGUAAAGAUAGAGAAGCAUUAGCUGCUGAAUUGACAGCACUUCGUGAAAGACGAGAGAAACGUAAAAUUGAGAGAAAAGAGAGAGACCGUUUGGCUCUUGAGAGAGAGGAAGCAAAGAGAAAGAAAGCAGAGGAGGAAGCAUUGAGACGCAAAGAAGAAAUGGAGGCUAGGAAAACUGCUGCUCAGAAUAAACGACGUGCUCGUGAGCAGACUCGUCAAAUGCAGUUUCAAGGUAUUGGCCAACAUCUUGGAGGUUCUGAUAUCAAGGGCGCAAUCCAAAAGGCCAAAGCUUCUACCAAGAGUGCAGUGGAAAAAGAGGAAGAAAAACAGAAAGUCAUGGCUGAAAGAAUUCCCAACUUGAUGAUUGGAGCAAUGACCAGUCCUGAACGUCUACGAGAGUAUGCAAAUGAUUUUAAGGGAAAAUUGUCUGAAUGCUUGGGAGCAAUUUAUGAUAUGACCCAAAAGCAGAAGCGCCAGAAAUAUGAUAUUCAUGAACUAACAGAGCGUUUUAAGGACAUGCAAAAGAAUCCUAAGAAGGAUGUCGCUAAACUAAUGGCGAGUACUGACAAGAAAAGCAAAUUCACAGAGGAGUUACAAGCAGAGCCUGUUCAUAAGGAGAGACCAGUCAUUAGGGGAGGAAACGUGAAAGGCACAUUGGAUAAAAUUAUGACAGCAGGAGGAGAGGAAGAAGAGUAAGGGAGUGAGAACCUUGGUUCUCCUAAG